Molecule: messenger RNA, 3848 nt
Organism: Xiphophorus couchianus (Monterrey platyfish)
Lineage: Eukaryota; Metazoa; Chordata; Actinopteri; Cyprinodontiformes; Poeciliidae
Product: tripartite motif-containing protein 16-like
Exons: 1
Coding region: 191-1861 (556 amino acids)
Molecular function (GO): protein binding; zinc ion binding
Source: RefSeq, a predicted model, not a curated record
AUAAAUCUCUGCAAUGGUUCCUCCCUUCUAAAAAGUAGGUUAACAGAUUCACAGAGCUGCACAGCAGAACUUGAAAAGUCACAGGACUGAAUGCUUCUGUUUUUUGAAGGAGAACAUUUUUCUGCAUGCAGGUGGCUUUAUGUGCAGUAGAGGCAAUUAAUGUUUAACAAACUUUUUGUUGAAGUGGGAUAUGGCACAGAAAGGAGUUCAGAUGGAUUCUAAAGUCUCCUGUUGCAUCUGUCUGGAUCUACUGAAGGAUCCAGUGACUAUUUCCUGUGGACACAGCUACUGCAUGAACUGUAUUAAAGACUUAUGGGAUGGAAAAGACCAGAAGGGAAUCCACAGCUGCCUUUAUUGCAGGAAAACUUCUACACUGAGGCGUACCUUGAAGAAAAACACCAUGCCAGAACAGUUGGUGGAGGAUACAAAGAAGACUGAACUCAAAGACGCUUCAGCUGAUCACUAUUUUACUGGACAUGAAAAUGUGACCUGUGACAUUUGCACUGGAAAGAAGAUGAAAGCUGUCAAGUCCUGUCUGGUUUGUUUGGUUUCUUACUGUGAAAGUCACCUCCAACCUCAUUAUGAUGUUCCUCAAUUUAAGAAACACAAGCUGGUGAAUCCAUCCAAGAAGCUCGAGGAACACAUCUGCUCCCGUCAUGAUGAGGUGAUGAAGAUCUUCUGUCAUACUGAUCAGAAGUGUAUCUGUUAUCUCUGCUUAAUGGAUGAACAUAAAGGCCAUGAAGCAGUCCAAGUUGCAGCAGGAAGAGCUGAGAAGCAGAAGGAGCUUGAGGUAAAGCAAAGGAAAAUCCAGCAAAGAAUCCAGGACCAAGAGAAAGAUGUGAAGCUGCUUCAACAGGAGGUGGAGGCCAUCAAUGUCUCUGCUGAUAAAGCAGUGGAGGACAGUGAGAAGAUCUUCACUGAGCUGAUCCGUCUCCUCCAGAAAAGAAGGUCUGAUGUGAAGCAGCAGAUCAGAUCCCAGCAGGAAACUGAAGUGAGUCGAGUCAAAGAUGUUCAGGAGAAGCUGGAGCAGGAGAUCACUGAGCUGAAGAGGAAAGACGCUGAGCUGGAGCAGCUCUCACACACAGAGGAUCACAACCAGUUUCUCCUCAACUACCCCUCACUGCCAGCACUCAGUGAGUCUACACACUCAUCCAGCAUCAACAUCCGUCCUCUGAGACACUUUGAGGACGUGACAGCAGCUGUGUCAGAUACAAAACGCGUUCUAGAAGGCCUAUUGACAGAGAUAAAAACAAACAUCUCACUGACAGUGAGUAAAGUUGACGUUUUACUGCCAGAACCAGAACCAAAGACCAGAGCUGACUUUCUAAAAUACUCACAAGAAAUCACUCUGGAUCCAAACACAGCAAACAAAUUUCUGUUGUUAUCGGAUAGAAACAGAAAAGUAACACUAAUGAAGCAACAGCAGCUUUAUGAAGAUCAUCCAGAAAGAUUCACUUAUUUUUGUGAAGUCCUGAGCAGAGAGAGUCUGACUGGACGUUGUUACUGGGAGGUUGAGUGGAAGGGGGGAGAGAUUGAAGUUGCCAUCACAUACAAAAACAUUUCCAGAGCAGGCACAUCAGAAAAAUGUGGAUUUGGACUCAACGACAGAUCCUGGGCUUUGCACUGUGACGCAAAUAGUUACUCCUGUUCCUACAACAAUGUUAAAACUCCAGUAUCAGGUCCAGUUUCCUCCAGAGUAGGAGUGUACCUCAAUUACAAAUUGGGUGUUCUGUGUUUUUACAGCAUCUCUAAGAAAAUGACUCUCCUCCACAGAGUCCAGACAACAUUCACUCAGCCACUCUAUGCUGGGCUUUGGCUUUUAGAUUACGGAACCACAGCUGAGCUCAUUAGAGUUAAAUAGAGUACCAACAGCAAUGCAAACUGGGUUUUUUAAUUUCUUUAUUUGGUUAAAAAAAAUGACACUUUCAAUCAAAAGUUACAUUAAAACUUUAUUUACUGAAUGACACUACCUGACAACCGUCAUAAACAUUCAUGAAAAUUCCUCCAUAUUUAUGAAAGUGUCAAACAAAUAAGUCUUAUGCACAUCCCAUAAAAUAAAGUGGAUGAUGUGCCAACACUAAGAAAAACACUUAUGGUGCAACUGAAAUUAAUUAAUCAUGUCUGGAUUUAACUUUGUUAAAAUAUGGUUUUAAUUUAGUGUAACAUCCUGUUUUUGUAUUGAGAGAGAGACUUUUGGUAAUUAAAUACUCACAAAGAUACAAGGUAAUUUUGAUUCUGGCAGUAAUGUGAUUCCUUAUUAUCAUUCAAUCAUACAAUUGAUUUUUUAAGGCUCACUGGAUAAGAAGAAUAAUUACCCUUCACUUUCACACUGAUAAGAAAUUAUGUAUUCGAUUUAUUCAGACUCAUGCAUUUGUUGUUCAUUAACAUAAGAGUCCACUGUUUGUGAGGCCAUAUCAUUAAAUUAAUUGAUAAAUUAAUACUUAAAGCCUGAUGAAAGUGUUGCACUAAUCUAAAAGAUUAAUAUGGGAUGGAAAUAACUUCCUUAAGAUGAUUCAGGAAAAUUUUACACUGAAUGGUCAAGAUUUGAACUUUGACAUUUAAGAGUGCUGUUAAGGUUUCAUUUUACUUGUUUUGACAGGAAACAUAAACAUUUCAACAACUCAAAUCAUAGAAACUGGAAAGAUUUUCAUUUAAAUGUUUAUAUAUCUUCCUUGUCCUCUGCUUCUGAACUUUAUUGUCAUAUUAACACAAAUCUGGGGGUGAAAGUCUGUUUGCAUUGUGUAAAGUUUAGAUAAAAAUGUAAUCAGCUUUAAUAUAAUUCAACUCUGUGUUAUUGUGUUUUAAUCAGAUGUGGAUUGGAUGAUUGAUUAACUCAUGAAUCAUUUUAGAAACUAAUGAAUUAUUAACAGUUUAAACUGUUUAUUGUUUUGUUUAGUUGAUCCUUCUGUUUGCUUUUGAUUUCUUUUUAAAUGUUUUAUACAAAUAACUUGUUUCAUUUUGUUUUGAUCACAAAAACAAAUACAUUUAAUUUACUGGGUCAUGUUUUCUUAUAUGAUGAAUAUUUUUCAUUAUACUUAACAUUUUUAUCUAUUGAACAUUUUAACUCUGCUCACUGAUACUAGAAUAUUGAAAGUGGAAGAUGAAUUGAGGAAGGAUAUAUAAUAAAAAAGCAAAAAGAAAUGUUUACUCAUGGUUACUUAUUACUUCACUAUUAUUCAGCCUCCUGAAAGGUAAUUCUGACUGAGCCACACUUUUCAUUGUAGCACAAUAGUGGUAAACACAUUCCAGUGCAGAAACACUAAGCAGCUGCUACAAAAACUUUUCCAACACAAAAGAGCAACUCACCUAAAAAACAAGAGACACUCAAUUAAGCCAAAUCUAUGGAGAACAUGAAAGAUCAACACUAAACAGAAGAGGUGACCUCAGAUCAGUGUCAAGGUUAAGUUUAUUUAUUUACCACAUUUCCACACACUCAGCUGCCCAAAGUGCUUUACCAACUAAAUAACAUAAAAAUAUACAAUAAUGUGAAGCAGUUAUGUAAUAAACAUAUAUAAAAGAAUUUAGUACAACUAGAAAAUUAAACAAUAUGACUAGAAAAACAGUGACUAAGGCUGGUAAAGAACAAUGUUUCAGAUGGCCUCUGCUAAAGGUCAGCCCAUAAAAUUGUGUCAGUAGUAGAGAUUUAAAAUGUCCCAGUGUUUGUGCAGAACUAAUAUUUAGAGGCAGACUGAUCCAGAGUCUGAGAGCUGCAGCAAGUUGAGACAAGACUUUAGAAUAAAUAAAGUCAGUUGUGAGCUGGAGCUCAUGGUUCUUACUGGAGCGUAAAAAAUAGGAGCUCAGAUAACAAAGAACGGGAUUGGCUGUUAAGUAAUUUAAGAAGAAAAAGU